GUACCCCAUCCACAUCCACAGCCGCGUCGAGAAAAACUCUCUCUCUCUCUCUCUGAACAUUUUCGCGCACUCUGAAGCUGAACUUGGCGAGCUCGAAGCUCCAGUCGAGCGCCUCCGCAACCCCCGGAGAGCUCUUCCUUCGACCGCCGCUUCGGAUCUGCUAUCGCCGUGGGCUCUUCUGGUCGCCGGGCGCGCCCACCUGGUGUCCUGCACGGACCGCUGCGCGUUUGUGCUUCCCGCGAAUGUUUCGAUCGCGAGCGGACGGUGAUGGUUACGGGUCGCGGUUCGAGCGGGUGAUGCGGCUGGGACUGCCAUUCUAGCUGGAGCUUAGAGCAUAUCGUGGGGGGGAGAGAGAGAGAGAGGCAUGGGAUCUGCGAACGGGUUCUAUUCGGUCGGGGAGUUCGAUUUGGAGGGGAAGUGGCUGAUCGAUCCCAAGCACCUGUUCGUCGGGCCGAAGAUCGGGGAAGGCGCGCACGCCAAGGUCUACGAGGGCAAGUACAAGAACCAGACUGUUGCUGUCAAGAUUCUCCACAGGGGCGAUACUCCUGAAGAGAUUGCCAAGAGAGAGGCAAGGUUCGCGAGGGAGGUUGCGAUGUUGUCAAGAGUACAGCACAAAAAUCUAGUCAAGUUCAUCGGAGCUUGUAAGGAUCCUGUCAUGGUUAUAGUCACUGAGCUCCUACUGGGGGGAACACUGCGAAAAUACUUGCUCAACAUGCGACCCAGCUGCUUGGACAUGCGUGUGGCGGUCGGUUUUGCACUUGAUAUUGCCCGCGCAAUGGAGUGCUUGCACUCGCAUGGGAUCAUACAUCGCGAUUUGAAACCUGAGAACUUGAUCUUAACUGCAGACCACAAAACAGUUAAACUUGCGGAUUUUGGCUUAGCUAGAGAAGAGUCUCUGACCGAGAUGAUGACAGCUGAAACUGGAACAUAUCGUUGGAUGGCCCCAGAACUUUACAGCACAGUCACAUUGAGACAUGGAGAGAAGAAGCAUUACAAUAACAAGGUGGAUGCCUACAGCUUUGCAAUUGUAUUAUGGGAGCUGAUCCAUAACAAGCUUCCUUUCGAAGGAAUGUCCAAUCUCCAGGCAGCAUAUGCAGCUGCUUUUAAGAAUGUACGGCCCAGCGUAGAUAACCUGCCAGAGGACCUAGCUUGUAUCGUAUCGUCAUGUUGGAAAGAGGAUCCAAAUGAUAGGCCCAGCUUCAGUCAGAUAAUUCAGAUGCUCCUUCACUAUCUUUCAACCAUAUCCCCACCGGAGCCAGUUAUUCCCCAGCGCAUUUUUACCUCGAAAAAUUCUGUAUUACCUCCGGAGUCUCCGGGUACGAGCGCUCUAAUGGCUACGAGGGAGAACUCAGGCGACACCUCUACAAGUGAGAUGGAGCCCAGGUCGAGGAGCUUCUUCUUCUGUUUUAACCAAUGUUACUGAUUCCCUGGAAGGGUUAUAUAUACACGAAGUUAUUCAAAUUCCUCUAUAGGUUAGAGCAAUAAAUCUUAGCCCCAAAGAGGUUUAUCUAGGCAAACAUCAGGUAAUUAGGAAGUCACGGUUAUAACUUGUAUUUUAUCGUAUGACACACUGGCCGCGCCUAGAAUAUGACCUAGUUUGUUCCAAAUUGACAAAAAGCAGAGGGUAUUUGUAAUUUUGGAGGGUGCAGGUUGCUGGGAUGUGUUUUGUCAUUUGUAAAAAAUAAGGUUCCAUCCAAAGGCCGUUACUCCUGUUCUGCUGUAAUAAUGGAAUGAGCUCGUACU
Rhodamnia argentea is the source of this 1743-nucleotide messenger RNA. Its product is annotated as serine/threonine-protein kinase STY13. The coding region runs from base 365 to 1423 and encodes 352 amino acids. Gene Ontology annotation, biological process: protein phosphorylation. Lineage: Eukaryota; Viridiplantae; Streptophyta; Magnoliopsida; Myrtales; Myrtaceae. The record is from RefSeq and is a predicted model, not a curated record. Gene Ontology annotation, molecular function: protein kinase activity; ATP binding. The transcript is spliced from 6 exons.